GCUUCACGCAUGCGCCGGCGGCAGCGGCGGCGGCAGCAGCGAGUUGGCGCGGUAAGCGCUCGGCCGGCUGGAUGGUGCUGAACCGGGUGCGGGCAGUUUUUUUUGAUCUGGACAACACGCUCAUCGACACGGCCGGGGCGAGUAGGAAAGGCAUGUUGGAGGUGAUAAAGUUCUUACAAUCAAAAUACCAUUACAAAGAAGAGGCUGAAUCCAUUUGUGACAAAGUUCAAGUUAAACUCAGCAAGGAAUGUUUUCAUCCUUCCAGUGCAUGCAUUACUGACCUAAGGACUUUACAGUGGGAAGAAGCAAUCCAGGAAACAAAGGGUGGUGCAGCCAAUAGGAAAUUGGCUGAAGAAUGUUAUUUCCUGUGGAAAUCUACACGUUUACAGCAUAUGAUNCCCAGAAAUGGUGUGGUAAUAGAGCUGCCUUAA
Molecule: messenger RNA, 431 nt
Organism: Ailuropoda melanoleuca (giant panda)
Lineage: Eukaryota; Metazoa; Chordata; Mammalia; Carnivora; Ursidae
Gene: NANP
Product: N-acetylneuraminic acid phosphatase
Exons: 2
Coding region: 72-431 (119 amino acids)
Biological process (GO): N-acetylneuraminate biosynthetic process; dephosphorylation
Molecular function (GO): N-acylneuraminate-9-phosphatase activity
Source: RefSeq, a predicted model, not a curated record